GCCUUGUUGGGGUGUCGGCUGUCUGCGCCCAAUUCCGCACUCCCGCACUCCCGCGGCACCGUACGUGACGUCAAACCCAUCCAACACCGCGUCCGUGCCGAGAAGCCCGAGUCAUGCCCCAGAGAUAUUUAUACCACCAUUCAUCCCCAACUGAACAGCACAGAUCAACGAAGAAUAAGCACGGACCAUGUCAAGCGAAGCUCAGAUCACAGUUGGGGAGUACCUCCUUAGGAGAUUGAGAGAAUUGGGCGUCGGAGCUAUCCACGGUGUCCCCGGUGACUUCAACCUCGCCUUCCUCGACUUGAUUGAUAACGUCGAUGGUCUCUACUGGGUCGGCAACGCAAACGAACUAAACGCAGCCUACGCCGCCGACGGCUACGCCCGCGUCCACAACAACAUCUCCGCCCUCAUCACAACCUUCGGCGUAGGCGAACUCUCCGCGCUCAACGGCGUAGCAGGCGCAUACUCCGAACACGUCCCCCUCGUCCACAUCGUCGGACAACCCUCCACCUCUUCCCAAAAAAGUGGAGCAUUAUUGCACCAUACUCUGGGAAACGGGGAUUUUGGGACGUUUGAGAAAAUGAGUACGGGGGUUAGUUGCGCAAAGGUUCUGCUUGGAGCUGGGGACGAGGGUGAGGCGGAGGGGAUUGAUAGGGUUUUGAGGGAGUGUUAUGUUAAGGCUAGGCCGGUUUAUGUUGGGUUGCCGACGGAUGUUGCGUUUAAGAAGAUUUCGGCGAAGCCGUUGGGGAAGAAGAUCGAUUUGAGUUUGCCGGAGAAUGAUAAGGAGACUGAAGAUUAUGUCGUCAAGGAGAUCCUCAAGCUUCUCCACUCUGCCAAAAACCCAAUCAUCCUCUCCGACGCUUGUGCGAUUCGUCAUCGCGUCACCGGCCUCCUCCACACCCUCCUCGACAAAACCAACCUCCCAGCCUUCGUCGCCCCCAUGGGGAAAUCCUCCGUCAACGAAACCCACGAACGCUUUGGCGGUGUCUACGCCGGUUCCGUAAGUCUCCCCGAAGUCAAAGAACUCGUGGAGGGCGCGGAUUUAGUGUUGAAUGUGGGUGCGUUAAAGAGUGAUUUCAACACCGGGAGUUUCAGUUAUCACACGAGGCAGGUUAACACAGUCGAGUUCCACUCUGACCACAUCAAGAUCGGAUACGCUGUUUUCCCGAAUAUCGGGAUGACGCAUGUCUUGGAGCGAAUCAUCGACGAGAUGGACGUCGAGAAGAUCCGUGCCACUACGACUGCGAAGGAAGAUGUCCCCAAAUUCUCGAAUUCGACGCCGACGACCCCGCAGAAAGAGAUUUUGCACGAGUGGUUUUGGCCGAAGGUUGGGCAGUUUUUGAGGGAGGGGGAUGUUGUCGUCACCGAGACUGGUACUGCCAAUUUUGGGAUUUUGGAUGCGAGGUUUCCGGAUGGGGUUAUUCAUGUUUCGCAAGUUCUCUGGGGAAGUAUCGGAUUCUCCGUCCCAGCAACCCUCGGCGCCGCUCUCGCCGCCAAAGAACUCGACGCGGACAAAGACCCCAAAUCCAAGCGUCGCGUAAUCCUCUUCGUCGGUGACGGAUCCCUCCAACUCACCGUCCAAGAAAUCUCAACCAUGAUCCGCCACAACCUCUCCCCAAUCCUCUUCAUCCUCAACAACGAAGGCUACACAAUCGAACGUUACAUCCACGGCGAAACCGCCUCGUACAACGACAUCGCGUCCUGGAAAUUCCGUCAACUUCUCGAUGUCUUUGGUGGGUCUCCGGAGAAGAGCAGGAAUUGGCUCGUCAAGACGCCGGGAGAGGUGGAGAGGUUGUUUGGGGAUGAGGAGUUUUUGGCGGGGAGUGGGGAAGGGAAGAUUCAGGUUGUGGAGGUUGUUAUGCCGAGGAUGGAUGCGCCGAGGGCGUUGAAGUUGCAGGCGGAGUUGACGGCGAAGUAUAACUCGGAGCAGUAA
Messenger RNA from Saitoella complicata NRRL Y-17804, 1933 nucleotides. RefSeq names its product pyruvate decarboxylase. Lineage: Eukaryota; Fungi; Ascomycota; Saitoellomycetes; Saitoellales; Saitoellaceae. The record is from RefSeq and is a predicted model, not a curated record. The coding region runs from base 188 to 1933 and encodes 581 amino acids. The transcript is spliced from 4 exons. Gene Ontology annotation, molecular function: thiamine pyrophosphate binding; magnesium ion binding; carboxy-lyase activity.